UCAUCAGUUUAAGGCAUGAGGCGCAUGUUCUCGCGCUCGCGCUCCUGUUCUCGCGCGCCGGGCUGCUCCGCGACGGUGAGGCGCGACCGGUACCCCUUCAGUCCUCCGGCGGGGGUCCGAGCGGACCCAGCACCCGCUCCACACACACACACCGCCGCACGAGAGCACUUCAGGGUGUGUGAGGCGACAAAAACAUGAAUUUGUGGCUCGCGCGGCGUCUUCGGCCGGUGCAUUGUGGGAUAGGCCGUGACGUCACCGCGUCUCGCUCUUCGGGUCGCUCCCAUAAAGUUCAAGAAGUGACAGGCCCAUAUAUGGCAGAGGGGCGGGGUCAGUGGGCAGGACCUUCGAUGCCCGUCAGAUGAUUGGCAGCGGUGAUGUCAGACAGCGGCUGGGAGUGGGCGGAGCUACAGGAGCGUUUCAGGUGAAGGAUGCGCGAGAGAAGCUGGGACAGAAGGACGCUCGGUUCCGGAUCCGGGGUGGAGGGGGUGGGGGUGGGGGAGGGGGCGGAGCCAGAGCCGUUCAGGACGCCCGGCAGCUGAUAAACUCGCGCAAACGGCAGCAGACUCCGCCUCCGAGCGCGACACCCGCUAAACCCAUGGGAAUCCCUCACAUCCAGAUCCACAACACUGGCCCCAUCUCCACCGGGCCCCGGCCCCAGAGCACCAGGAUGGGCGUCGCCCUGCAGCCGGGGGGCGGGAUCACGAAAGUAGUGGAUGCACGUGAUAGGCUGAGCUUAAAGAGAAGCAUCCCGACGGCGUCCAAUCAGAGCGCAGCAUCUAUGAAGAUCACCAAAACCAUCCAGCAGAGGCCUGUGGGAAUGACCAGCGGGAUCCGCAUCAAUGUUCCCAGUGGAGCCGCUCCGGUCAUGUCUGCCGCUGCUGAUGAAGAGGAUGGAGCCCUGAUUCCCAACAAACAGAUGAAGAUCACUACAGCCAGCUUCCUGCAGACACGAGUGGGGCCCGUCUCUCUCUCGACUCCCAUCACUAAGGUGGUGAAGAACGACUCUUACACUCCUCCUUCAGUCUCGGUGCCGCCCGCUCGCCCCACUCGCCCCCCCACACAGAGCCUACAGCCCGUCUGCAGAACCACCAUCGGCACACAACAGACCAGCGGAGACCCCAGCGGCCCCACACACACACCUGCACAGCCUGUCUUCAGUCCUCUGGAGGGCACAAAGAUCACGGUCAACAACCUUCAUCCUCGAGUGACGGAGGAGGAUAUAGUGGAGCUGUUCUGUGUGUGCGGUGCGCUGAAGCGGGCGCGGCUGGUGAAGCUGGGCGUGGCCGAGGUGGUGUUUGUGCGCAAGGAGGAUGCAGUCAGCGCCUACAGGAAGUACAACAACCGCUGCCUGGACGGUCAGCCGAUGAAGUGUAAUCUGCACAUGCAGGGCAGCGUGAUCACGUCAGAGCAGCCCAUCCUCCUGAGGCUGAGCGACUCGCCCGGCGCAGCAGCAGCGGUGCAGAAGGACUCCUCGUCUCGCUCCGGCUCCAAGACGUCCUCCGGGCCGGAGGUGGAUCCUCAGACCAUCCUGAAGGCUCUGUUCAAAUCGUCUGGUCAGAGCGGCUCCGGCGGAGCGGAGACGAGCGGCCCUCACUCCACCGCCUUCCGCAUCAAGAUCUGACCCCUGCUUCUACGAGCGGAGCUCCUCGUGUUCACACAGCUCCUGCUUCACUGCGCUUUUAACGCCUUUCUCUGACUCCGCUUUCUGUUUUCUUCAGUAAAGAUCUUGCUUUAUAAUCA
Onychostoma macrolepis is the source of this 1740-nucleotide messenger RNA. It is a transcript of the gene poldip3, whose product is annotated as polymerase (DNA-directed), delta interacting protein 3. The coding region runs from base 359 to 1621 and encodes 420 amino acids. The transcript is spliced from 10 exons. Gene Ontology annotation, biological process: mRNA export from nucleus. The record is from RefSeq and is a predicted model, not a curated record. Gene Ontology annotation, molecular function: mRNA binding. NCBI's taxonomy places the organism in Eukaryota, Metazoa, Chordata, Actinopteri, Cypriniformes, Cyprinidae. Gene Ontology annotation, cellular component: nucleus.